GAAUGCAACUCGCAUUACACGAAGGAGUUGCCCUUUCUCAACAGCAUCAAAUUUAUGAUCACUUCAGCCUAGAAACAAAUUAAAGCUAGAUGUAAAGACUGCUGCGAAAAUUGUGAUUUCCUUGCAAAACCCAUCGGUUGUGAAUCAUUCAGAAAUAGUUUAUAAUGCGGGAAUUGUACUGAGCUGGAAUUAUUUACGGAUGGACCUGGUGUCUGUCGCCUGAGACAUCAUUUACAAUCCGAGGUGAGACUGACGAGGCGGGACCGCCGACAGGAUGGUGGAGCGGUCGGACCGAGCCCCCCUGCUGGACUGGGAGGAGGUUCCGUCGGCGGAAAAGCCCUGCGGUACCGCACCGGCGGCCGAUCACGUUAAAGACCGACUUUCGAGCCCCUCCAACAGCCGCUCCUUAUCAGGAUGCGCGGCGCCGGGGUUUGGGUGGAGCAGCAUGCCGGGGGGUCCCGCUCCCAGCAGGCUGUCCUCCGGCGCAGACGGCUGCGGCUCUUCCCCCGCGACCUCCAGCGUCCCGGCGGGCUCGGAUGAAGCGCUGCGAGCUGACACGGAGCAGCAUCUCUCGGAUUCAGGACCGAGGGAGGCGUCGCUGGAAGACAGGAUGGUGAAAUGGGAGGAAAAGGACCAGAUUGUGUCGGUCUUUGUGGUCACGUUCAAUACCAGAUCAGGAAACAUGCUGGAGUGGUGUCUGCCCAAAGACAUGGACCUGGAGGGCGUGGAAUUCAAAGCCAUCGCUAGUGGCUCUCACCGAGUCACCACAGACUUCAUCUACUUCCGGAAGGGCUCCUACUUUGGCCUUGCCUGUUUUGCCAACAUGGCCGUGGAGAGCACGGUGGAGAGGGGGGCCAGAAUGAAGUCUGUGGGAAUCCUGUCUCCGUCCUACACCCUGCUCUACCGCUACAUGAGCUUCCUGGAGCACCAGGUCAGGCUCCAGCUUCAGUCCCCAGGCCACUACUCGCCCCUGGAGGCCUUCUACGAGGACAAGAGAGCGCUCCUGUCUCCUAGCGGCGAUAACGUUGUCACCAUGUGUCCGGCCAGCGCCUGGGGAGCCGCGAUCAAUCACAGCAUGCACCCUGAGAUGAAGAUCACCCACCCCGCAGGCUGCAUGUCCCAGUUCAUCCGCUUCUUCGGGGAGCAGAUCAUGGUGCUGUGGAAACUGGCGCUCCUCCGCAGGCGCAUCCUCAUCUUCUCUCCUCCACCUGUGGGCGUGGUUUGCUACAGGGUGUACUGCUGUUGUUGCCUGGCCAACAUCUCCAUCCCGGGGGUCGGCGUCGCCGUUCCCGAGUUCCGCCCCUUCUUCUACGUCAACGUGGCCGACAUCAGCGCCCUGGAGAACGAGCUCUCCUACGUGGCAUGCACUACGGAGAAGAUCUUUGAGGAGAAGAAGGAUUUGUAUGACGUGUAUGUAGACAAUCAGAAUGUGAAGACCUACAGAGACGGACUGAAGCCUCUGCUCCGCCUCAGCACUGCAGACAGGGAGAAGUACCGCAAACUCACUGAACAGAGGCAGAUGCUGCUUUACUCCCAAGAGGAGAACGGAGACUGUGUGUCCAGUGAGGAGGAUCUCUUCAUUCUAUUCUUCCUGGAGCAGAACAACCGAAUUUUCCAAACUCUCAGCGAGGUUGCCGGCAGCCCCGACCCCACCCUGACCCAGGAGAGCGUGAGGGCCAUGGGUCUGGACCCCCACGGAGACAGGCUCUUCCUGCUCCACCUGCUGGAGAUCUACGGCUACGACACCCUGCUGGUGUCAGAGCAGCUCUGCUGCAGCUGAGACGACCCACGGGACGGGCCCUCCUGCCUUUCGCCCGCUGCUGGGCCGCGUCGCCUUGAGCCACAUCGAAGUUGCUGCACUACUGGUUUUGCUUCUGUCCAGAGAACCGACCCUGUCUCUCGUUUUCGUUUUCAUUUUCGUCUCAGCUCUUCUGUUCACUGUGAUUCGGCUCUGUCCCAACUUGGACGCGGCUGCAGUAUUUCAAGAUCGAAAGUCUAGACCUGUGUGAUGGCGAUUGAGUCUUCACGGGGGAACAUUCGGUGCUGCAGGAUGACGAAACAGAACUUCUGAGGGAAAGUGACAGAGGGGACGCCUUCCUGUAAAUAAUCCAGAUUUUUUCUCUAUGUGUGAAGUGUCAGCAUAUGUGUGAUAAUGGGUCCAACUUCCUGCCAGUGUUCCUGUCCUUUACAUCCAGUUUUCAAGCCUCCGCGUCCAAAUCAGGGCCUCCUUCCUGUCCUGAAGCCUUCGUCUUCAAGAGCCAUGCCUGUACCCACUGCUGUUUAAGUGGAUUAUUUAUUUAGUGUUAUGACUAAAGUUUUAUGUUUUAGCUGAAACCAAACCAUCCGAUUGAUCGGUGGCCUCACCCUUAGUCCCAUUCAAAGAAACAGGGGUGUAGAACAUAGAUUUUGUGACUGGUACGAGCUGGUCCUGCAGAGCUCAGAGGAAACAAGUUAUCACAAAGAAUACUCAUCACGUUGUUCGGCGCCGUCUUUUCACAAAGUCCUGUCAUAUCUAUUUAAAACGCACCAUGGAAGAUAUUUAUAGCUCCUGCAACAACAAAGCAGCAGAUGCAUCAAAGGGCAAACACAAGUUUGGAGAAUUUUUUUUGUUCUUAGUGAAUUAAUUAAGGUGGUCAAAGUUAAAGUUAAGUUUAUUGUAUAAAUUCAUACAUUGACACUAUUGAGGAUUCACGCAUAGUUCUGAGCCUAUAAUGAGUCGACAGACCCCAGCUCUAUUACUCUUACUUUCCUUAGACGCAAUGUGUAACUGGUCAGAACCUCACACACUCGGUCACUAAACUGCUACAUUUAUUUAUUGGACUUUAGUGGCAGGUUUUAAAGGUGCAAUCUGCACUGUUGGCCACCAGGGGGCAGAACUAGUUCAGGAAACGAGGGACUCUUAAUAAUACACCUAAACGAGUGCUGCUGCAUAGAGCUAUAAAAAGCUGAGAAUUUUAAACAAGACGAAGUGGUCAGUGUGAACGUUAGCUGAAACGCUGAACAUUUUAAAGUUUAUUUAAAUUCAGAGAACUGGAACUAUACUGUAUAUUGAGGUAAUAUUUCUUUUUUGCUUCACCCUUUGUUUUCCUAUGAUAUUGUAAGCUAUGACAUAGGACUGUGAAUCUUUUUGUAUUUUAAAGCCGCUCAUCCUUUGUCAUUUUUUUUACCGUUUACAUCAUUUAGCUGUACCUUGAUUUGAGUGUAAAUAUUUCGGAACAAUACCGGCCUGUGAAGAAAUGGGAUCAGCUGAAUGUGUUUUCUAAGGCGACUUUGAUCCCACUGAGCCUCCGUUACACUGAAACUGCUGCGAGGACGCAGCGUUACGCAUAUUUUGACCUGUACAGACCCGAAGCAAACGUCUUUGUAGUUUAAAGGCAUAGUCAGACUUCUGUUAAAACACCUUUAUUUAUUUUACUGUAAACCAUUUCACAAAUAAAGCGCACAGCCACUUCCUGGA
Betta splendens (Siamese fighting fish) is the source of this 3457-nucleotide messenger RNA. Its product is annotated as DENN domain-containing protein 11-like. Lineage: Eukaryota; Metazoa; Chordata; Actinopteri; Anabantiformes; Osphronemidae. The coding region runs from base 275 to 1780 and encodes 501 amino acids. The transcript has 9 exons. The record is from RefSeq and is a predicted model, not a curated record. Gene Ontology annotation, cellular component: cytoplasm.